CAAUGAAGUAGUAAAAGGGGGGAACAUCUGUGGCAGUGGAGAAGGAAAGGUUUUUAGCCUUUAGACUGUUUGUUUUGGGUUCCCCUUUUUUAUUUACUGAAUUCCAGAGGCGACCAAUACACAGAAGUGAAAAUGAAGUUCAUCAUUGGCAUUGGCGGAGUGACCAACGGUGGGAAGACCACUUUGACAGAUAGACUACUAAAGACAUUACCCAACUGUUGUGUGGUGCAUCAGGAUGACUUUUUCAAGAAACCCGAUCAAAUAGAAGUCGGGGAGGACGGCUUUAGACAGUGGGAUGUGAUCACGGCCCUGGAUAUGGAGGCUAUGGUCAGCACUGUGAAGGGCUGGCAGGAGAAUCCGGUCAAGUUUGCCCGCUCACAUGGCGUCAGCCUCGCACCUGAAGCUGAGGAAGUCAACUCAAAGGAUAAGGGGAUCCAUAUUCUCAUCGUGGAAGGGUUCCUCAUCUACAACUACAAGCCUCUUAUUGACAUCUAUGACAAAUGUUUCUACAUUUCCAUUCCUUAUGAGGAAUGCAAAAGGAGGAGAAGUACAAGGACAUACACAGUCCCUGACCCCCCCAACCUGUUCGAUGGCCACGUCUGGCCCAUGUAUUUGAAACACAGGAAAGAGAUGGAGAACUGUGACAGAAUAGAGUACCUUGAUGGGAUGACAUCAAAGAAAGCUAUCUACAACAAAGUGUAUGAAAGCAUUCAGAACUCCCUGCUGAACUUAUAGCAAGACGGGGACAACAACGGAUUUGUGUAUAGACUUGUAAAUAUCAUUUUGCGUCAAUGCGUGACACCAGUUCUGUACUUCUGGCCUGAUUUGUAAAUAGUUAAUCCAUAACUUUUUUUCUAAAAGAUAAGCCAUCCCUGGGCUGCCCAGUGUUUAACAUCAGGGACAGAGCUCAACUCUGAUCUUGUUGUAUGUGAAAGUAUAAAACGCCUACCGGGAGGAAGGAUAUAAAUAAAACGACUGAAUCUA
Siniperca chuatsi (mandarin fish) is the source of this 984-nucleotide messenger RNA. Its product is annotated as nicotinamide riboside kinase 2-like. Gene Ontology annotation, cellular component: cytoplasm. Bases 133 to 735 code for a protein of 200 amino acids. The transcript has 8 exons. The record is from RefSeq and is a predicted model, not a curated record. NCBI's taxonomy places the organism in Eukaryota, Metazoa, Chordata, Actinopteri, Centrarchiformes, Sinipercidae.